AUGGAAAUCGAGAGUGAAGAAAAGAAAAGAGAAGAAUCGAAUUCAAUCGAUCAUGUUAUCUCAUGGAUUCUAUUGCUCUAUGCUGGUAUUGUCACUUCAUUCAUCUCUCCAAUCGUUCUCAUUGUUCUUUUUUAUUCCGCAUCUCCUCUUAUGCUUAUCAGCACGGAAUGUCGGAAAAUUGUCAUGCGAAUUCUUGCUCGUGCUUCAAAUCUGCAAUUCAUAACUUGUGUUAGAAUUGCUGGAAUUAAAGUAAUGAUGUCCGGUGAGAAUUUGGAUCGUCUUUCCGACUGUCGUGCUCUGUUGCUUCCAAACCAUUUGAGUCUCUUUGAUCAUUUCAUUUUCAUGACUGCUGCUGAUUCAUUCGGAAUUAAUGCAGUUGGAAGAUGGAUAUUUGUGAUUUACAACAUGUGGAUAUAUACUCCACUUGGAUGGCUCUGGAGUAGCUAUGGAAAUUAUUUCAUCGAUUCUGUACCUAUUCAUAAAAGAGAAGAAACAUUGAGCCAUUUGAGAAGACAUUUCGAUCGUAUCUAUCAUGAUGUUGACCUCCGUUGGGUGUGUCUUUACCCAGAAGGAUCUCGUCUCUUUCUAAUCCAAAAAAGAAAUUCCGAAUAUGAGAAAAAGAAAGGACUUCCACAACUCACCCAUUGCGCAUACCCACGUCUUGGAGCUGCUUUGAGUGCAAUCAAAGUUCUUGGACCAGACCCGAAAGAUCCUUCGAAAGCAAACAAUGGAAGAGGACCUCCAUUGAAAUAUUUAGUUGAUGUGACACUCGGAUAUCCAGAUGGGAAAAUUCUUCCAUUCAAAGAUAUUUUCAUGUCUGCAUUGUUGAAUGGAGGUGGAAAGCCGUAUGCAAUUCACUAUGAGAUAUUCGAUAUGGAUCCUAAAUGGAGUGAUGAAGAGGAACUUAGAAAGUUUCUUUUUGAUCGUUACCAGCAGAAAGAUAAACUAUUGGAUUCAUACUACAAAACUGGAAGUUUUUCAUCAGAUUCAAAAGAAGCGCCCCUCCCAUCUGACGUCAUCAUCAUCGGUUUCCAACUUCUUCAAAUUGCUCUUUUUGCAAUUAUCACCAAAUUUUUGUACUCUAGCAUCUUCUAA
Molecule: messenger RNA, 1095 nt
Organism: Caenorhabditis remanei
Lineage: Eukaryota; Metazoa; Nematoda; Chromadorea; Rhabditida; Rhabditidae
Exons: 5
Coding region: 1-1095 (364 amino acids)
Cellular component (GO): endomembrane system
Molecular function (GO): acyltransferase activity
Source: RefSeq, a predicted model, not a curated record